UAUGUCGUAUUUGUGAGUGAAUUGUGCCCAGCUGUUGCCAGCAAUGCCAGCUGUGUGCGCGAAGUAGUUUGUUAAAUUACGUCUCUCAAGUCUAUCUUUUGGGAAAACUGCAUUUCUUUCCAGUUCUGUAAUAAAUAAAUUGGCGGGACAAAUACACUCAGUUCUACAAUGACAUCAAAAUUGAGGAACAGAGAUUGCGCGAAUAAAAUCAGACAUGGCUCGCCAAAGCUGCAGGAGGUGCUGCGAGAGAAAUGUCGCCAGAGAAUGCGAGAGAAGCGAGAUCAAUUAUUUAACAAACGUAGAUUUGGCUUGGAACUUAACUCGAGACACAUGCAGGACACAUUGACAGAAAUAAUACGUCAAGAAUUCAAGAAUUUAGCAACAUUAGAUGACAAUGACAAAAGUAUUACAUUUAAAGAGAUUGAGGAGCCACUAUCUCAGGAAGAGACAGUUGAAUUAGAAAACGAAAUUGUUUGCGAACAAGAACAAUGGAUAAUUCAAGAAUAUGAGAAGAUUUUGCAGGACGAGAUCGAAUAUUUCGCAAUGUAUGCUGAUAAUGAAAAUAGAGAAGUAUUCUGUCCCAUAUGUCAAAAAGCUAUACUAGGAGAAGAGAAUAAUUGUGUGAAUUGCCCAGUUUGUGAACUGAAAUUGACAGGUCGUACCAUGCAAGAAGUGAGACAUUUAAUUAACGAGAGUAUAAAUAUCCACGCAUUUAAUUGUGUCAAGGUACCGCUAUUCACGAUAAUACCUGAUAACAGUAAUCUCAAUUUGUAUCUGAUAUGUCAUGACUGUUCCACUUUGGCAUUGAUUUGCUGAUUAUUCAGCUGGUGAGCUUUCAAUUUUCUAAAAUAAAAACAUGCUGAAUAAUUAACAUAUUUUGGCGUAAGUAUUAAAUGUUAUCAAUAUCAAUGUGUAUCCAAAGAUUA
This is a messenger RNA of Atta colombica, 926 nucleotides long. RefSeq names its product RPA-interacting protein (gene Ripalpha). Gene Ontology annotation, biological process: protein import into nucleus. Lineage: Eukaryota; Metazoa; Arthropoda; Insecta; Hymenoptera; Formicidae. The record is from RefSeq and is a predicted model, not a curated record. The coding region runs from base 169 to 816 and encodes 215 amino acids. The transcript is spliced from 3 exons. Gene Ontology annotation, cellular component: nucleus.